AGAUGUAGCAAGGGAGGGAGAAUGUGAGGAGAGCUGGUGAUAUUGGAUGGAGGAACGGAAGACCCAGAGUGAAUAGCACUAGACGCAGAAAGGGAACGACAGAAUGCGGGUUUGAAUUUGUGAAAUACUCAGGCGUUCAGCGGGGACACCCAGCGUGGGUCCUUUCUCGAUUCCAGCCUGUGCGGGACGGUGUCUCUUCCUUUCCUGGAGCCCCGUACGAAGCUUCAUGAUUUUCUGUCGUUUAUUGACAAAAAUGACCACCAGUGAGGCAGUUCUGAAGAGACUGGAGCAGAAGGGUGCAGAGGCAGAUCAAAUUAUUGAAUAUCUUAAACAGCAAGUUGCUCUUCUGAAGGAGAAAGCAAUUUUACAGGCAACAUUACGAGAAGAGAAAAAACUUCGAGUUGAAAAUGCUAAACUGAAGAAAGAAAUUGAAGAUCUGAAACAGGAGUUAAUUCAGGCAGAAAUUCAGAAUGGAGUGAAGCAAAUACUAUGCCCAUCUUAUACUCCACCACAAGCCAAUUCUGUGACUGCUGAAAAUGUGGUACAGUCUACACCGAUAACUGUAUCUUCUGGUGUCAAAGAACAGAUUAGAAAAGAGGGAGGAGAAGAAAAAAAGAUGAAAGAGAAAACUGAAAAGAAAGGAGAAAAGAAGGAGAAAAAGCAGCUGCCUGCAGCAGGAAGUGCUGACUGUAAGCCAGUAGAUGUUUCCCGGCUGGAUCUUCGAAUUGGAUGCAUCCUGAAUGCCAAAAAGCACCCUGAUGCAGAUUCUUUGUAUGUAGAAGAAAUAGACAUUGGAGAAACAGCCCCAAGAACAGUUGUCAGCGGCCUGGUGAAUCACAUUCCUCUUGAACAGAUGCAAAAUCGGAUGGUGGUUUUGCUUUGCAACCUGAAACCUGCGAAGAUGAGGGGGGUCCUGUCUCAGGCAAUGGUGAUGUGCGCUAGCUCACCGGAGAAGGUCGAACUCCUGGCUCCUCCUGACAGCUCUGUUCCUGGAGACAGAGUUACUUUUGAAUCUUUCCCUGGAGAGCCUGACAAGGAACUGAACCCUAAGAAGAAGAUUUGGGAGCAGAUCCAGCCUGACCUGUACACCAAUGACGAGUGUGUGGCCACGUACAAAGGCGUCCCCUUUGAGGUGAAGGGCAAGGGAGUGUGCAGGGCUCAGACCAUGGCCAAGAGUGGAAUCAAGUAAGAUCAGACGCCACCGUUGCGGGACACGUUGGAGGAAACCCGGGAGCAAUAAAAG
Messenger RNA from Fukomys damarensis (Damara mole-rat), 1243 nucleotides. It is a transcript of the gene Aimp1, whose product is annotated as aminoacyl tRNA synthetase complex interacting multifunctional protein 1. NCBI's taxonomy places the organism in Eukaryota, Metazoa, Chordata, Mammalia, Rodentia, Bathyergidae. The record is from RefSeq and is a predicted model, not a curated record. The coding region runs from base 227 to 1189 and encodes 320 amino acids. Gene Ontology annotation, molecular function: tRNA binding. The transcript has 7 exons.